GAAAAAGAAGAAUUUAUUCACUCAAGACUAAAAGCAAAGGGCCUGGGCCUGAGAACUGAAUCAGGUCAAAAGGCAACACUGAAUGCAGAAGAAAUGGCUGACUUUUAUAAGGAAUUUCUGAGUAAAAAUUUUCAGAAGCACAUGCAUUAUAACAGGGACUGGUACAAGCGUAACUUUGCCAUCACCUUCUUCAUGGGCAGAGUGGCCCUGGAGAGGGUUUGGAACAAGCUGCGACCGAAGCGGAAGACCAGCAGCUAGGAGCCCACCCAGCCACCCCGACCUGCGCGCCAAGCUUGGCGGGAAGCGGCUGGUUCUCGGAGCGUGUUCCCGGGGAUCUAACCAGAGCGUGUUCCCGGGGAUCUAACCAGAGCGUGUUCCCGGGAUCUCAC
Messenger RNA from Myotis lucifugus (little brown bat), 389 nucleotides. RefSeq names its product apoptogenic 1, mitochondrial (gene APOPT1). Lineage: Eukaryota; Metazoa; Chordata; Mammalia; Chiroptera; Vespertilionidae. The annotation marks the transcript as partial. The transcript is spliced from 3 exons. Gene Ontology annotation, biological process: intrinsic apoptotic signaling pathway. The record is from RefSeq and is a predicted model, not a curated record. Gene Ontology annotation, cellular component: mitochondrion.